This is a messenger RNA of Penicillium digitatum Pd1, 129 nucleotides long. The record is from RefSeq and is a predicted model, not a curated record. NCBI's taxonomy places the organism in Eukaryota, Fungi, Ascomycota, Eurotiomycetes, Eurotiales, Aspergillaceae.
AUGGGCAUAAAAGUCCCUGAGAAGCUAAUUAAUUUCCCCCAAAACAGAAUCCGGAGCUGUGUCUAUUGGCGGCACCGAGAAAAUGCAUCAGCUCUAGGGAAUUCUUGUCCUCGCUGGCCUAAGAAUUGA